Closterium sp. Yama58-4 is the source of this 909-nucleotide messenger RNA. Lineage: Eukaryota; Viridiplantae; Streptophyta; Zygnematophyceae; Desmidiales; Closteriaceae. The record is from the annotation of a GenBank genome assembly.
AUGAGUGCUGGAGUGAGGGUGAGUGCUGGAGUGAGGGUGAGUGCUGGAGUGAGGGUGAGUGCUGGAGUGAGGGUGAGUGCUGGAGUGAGGGUGAGUGCUGGAGUGAGGGUGAGUUCUGGAGUGAGGGUGAGUGCUGGAGUGAGGGUGAGUGCUGGAGUGAGGGUGAGUGCUGGAGUGAGGGUGAGUGCUGGAGUGAGGGUGAGUGCUGGAGUGAGGGUGAGUGCUGGAGUGAGGGUGAGUGCUGGAGUGAGGGUGAGUGCUGGAGUGAGGGUGAGUGCUGGAGUGAGGGUGAGUGCUGGAGUGAGGGUGAGUGCUGGAGUGAGGGUGAGUGCUGGAGUGAGGGUGAGUGCUGGAGUGAGGGUGAGUGCUGGAGUGAGGGUGAGUGCUGGAGUGAGGGUGAGUGCUGGAGUGAGGGUGAGUGCUGGAGUGAGGGUGAGUGCUGGAGUGAGGGUGAGUGCUGGAGUGAGGGUGAGUGCUAGGGUGCCAGCAAGUGCUGGGGUUUGGGUCAUCAACAAAAUAUCCACCCUUUGGAACCCACCUUUCACUCCCUCACCUCAGAUCAGAUCGAUGAUCAGUACUGCACCAAGGAGUGUGGGGACGCCUGGUGCGUUUUCAAUGAUGACGACACUCAGGGGUGCGAGCACGUGUGCCAAGGAUUGUGAAACAGCCAAGUGCGUUGUGGAGGAGGGCAAGGCCCAGUGCAAGUGCCCCUCAGGCUUCGUGUUCAAUGAGGCUGAGAAGAUUUGCAGCAAUGGGUAUUAUACUCCUGCGGCAGACGCUUGUAAGGCUGGCACAGGGAAGUGCGGCAAGAACUCAAAGUGCGUUGUGAAGAACGGGCAUGGGAGUUGCGAGUGUGACACCGGCUACACCAAGAGGAGUGGCCUCUGCACUGGUGAGCUCAAGAGAUAA